GUCUGGCGAACGAUGCCUAUAUCGUCAAGCUGAAUUCUCACCUUUUUCAACCCUUUAUGAUGUAUUGAUGAGCUGUCAGACUUGUGCAACUGAGAGCUCAGAUCUCGUAUAUAUACUCGAGCUUUUUAAUGAAAUGUGUCUAUUCUCCUCCUCCCGUCCACAACAUCACCUUGGACAUACCUAUCCUUGACACCAGGGAAGGAAAAUGGGCAUCAUCUCUGGCGUGUCCCAUCUCUUCUUUUAUGUUGUGAUCACAUCUUGGGAUGUCCUCCUGACGCUCGCCAACCUCAUGAGGAGGAAGCGCCCUAUCGGUCAUGUCACCCCCAAGGGUCACCCAGGUUAUGAAGGGGACUGGCCCGAGUAUAAGCCUCCCAAGGAGACUGACUCCCGCUGCUCGUGCCCUGCACUCAAUGCGAUGGCCAACCACGGCAUCAUCUCACAUAGCGGCCGUGGGAUCUCGUUUGUCAAGCUUAACCACCAUAUCCGGGCAACCUACAACUUCAGUCCUACCUUCUGCUCAUAUCUGCUGUACUUUGCCUCUCGCAUUCUUAAGAGAAGCUACAGCGAGGAUACAUUUGAUUUGGAAGAACUUGACCAACAUAAUGCUAUUGAACACGACGCGUCUCUCUUACGCCUUGACUCCGCUUUUGAACCGGACCAAUCGACAAAGUACAUACCCUUAAUCGAGGAGCUCCUUGCGGGGGCUACUGGGAAGGACAGGAAGGGCAAUCAUGUUAUCACCACCAAAGACCUCUCCAGGAUGCUCGGCAAGCGUCGUGCAGAAGCCCGUUUGGUCAACAAGGAGUUCUCUCUCAGUUUUUUACAAAAGAUCUUUUCGAGCACGAAGGCCUCGACCCUAGUCACAAUCUUUGGAGGCCGCGUGGAUCACCUCCACAGCUUUCUUCUCGAGGAGCGACUUCCAGAGGGUUGGGAGUCGCGCAUCCGCGACCCUUAUGGAAUGACUCUGACGACCUUCAACAAGACUAUACUGGCAGUUGAGUUCGGUGUGUGCGAAAGGGAUUGGGCAGAAGCCCCAUGAGAUGCUGCAGAGUAUGGUACUGCUCCUGCUUAAGUCUUGCGUUACCAUCAUCGCAUGCGUUGCUCACUUAUUCAAUGACCGAUGAAAAUUGCGCAUCGCAUUGAAUCUGAUCGAAGACCAGCGCAGUUGCAUGUUCCUCAUUUUAGAGAGAUUACUCCACGUCCAGGCCUUCCCUUUCGUUAUCAUAUGUACACUCGAGACUGCACGAAUACCUUCUCGAGGAUCCGAAUGGUAUUCACGCCCUUAGCCACGACCCUGUUAACAACGGCGGGCUCUUGUCAAGGCGCCACCACCAGACAAACGCAAGUGCCUCCGGGUUAUGGACAAAUACCUCGAACACGAAACACCCCAUUCAUAUGUA
Messenger RNA from Suillus clintonianus, 1400 nucleotides. RefSeq names its product Chloroperoxidase. The record is from RefSeq and is a predicted model, not a curated record. The transcript has 5 exons. NCBI's taxonomy places the organism in Eukaryota, Fungi, Basidiomycota, Agaricomycetes, Boletales, Suillaceae. Gene Ontology annotation, molecular function: peroxidase activity. The coding region runs from base 206 to 1039 and encodes 277 amino acids.